CUCAACUUCUGUAACACGGACCCUGGCCUCCUUUCUCGCCGGACCCAAACUUCUUCCCCACGUGCUUCACCACUACUACUCUUUCUUAUAUAAAAAUACUCUCUCUCAAGACUGCUCUCCCAUUCUCGAAAGACAGCGGCAGUGAGGGUGAAAAAUCGUUUCAAAGUAAGAGCUUUUACGCGACCGAUUGAUUUCUAAGAUCAAAAAAGACGGCGAUGGUGGAAGUGGGAGAGAGCUCAGGCUCAAAGAACUCUCAAGAAAUCUGGGCCAAGCUUGUUUCUUUGGAUUCAAGAUAUUCAGAUGUUGAUAUAAGUUCAGAUGAGAUUGUAAUAUGCUCAGAGAUCAGACCGUCCUGUGUUGACAAACACGAGUGGUGCAAAAUAUCACAGAAUUCUGAUCUAUGCUCUGCUACUGUGCAAAAUAUGAGUUCAAAUGCAAUACUGGUUAAUGAGGCUAUUGUCCAAAAUGAAGAUACCAUUGUUAUCAAGUGUGGAAGUGAAAUUGUUCCAGGCCCUGAUAGAGAAGGGUAUCUGAGCUACAGAUUUGAAGUAAUGCCUAGCUUGGAAAUCCGCACGAAGCAAUUAAAGAUUUCUGUUGAUGUUGAGCAUGCAAAAUGCAGCAUUUGCUUAAAUAUAUGGCAUAAUGUUGUUACCGUUGCUCCUUGCCUUCAUAACUUCUGCAAUGGAUGCUUCUCAGAGUGGUUAAGGAGAUCUCAAGAUAGACAUUCAAGUGUGCUUUGUCCCCAGUGUAGAGCAGUUGUACAGUUUGUUGGAAGAAACCAUUUUCUGCAUAACAUUGCGGAGGAUAUUAUAAAAGCUGAUCCUUCAUUGAAGCGUUCUGAUGAAGAAGCUUCACUUUUAGAUUCCUAUGCAUUGAUACAAUCAAAUCUUGUCAUUGGGUCUAGAAAAGAUCCUAGUCGGAAGAGGGCUCACUUGCUGGUGGAUGAGGAAAAUGAUGGCAUAGACCUUCCAUGCCCUCAAUGUGGUACUGAAUUGGGUGGGUUUCGCUGCAACCAGAACACUGUCCAUCUACAGUGUAAUGCAUGUGGAGGAAUGAUGCCUUCCCGCACCGAUAUCAGUGUACCACAGCACUGUUUAGGAUGUGAUAGAGCAUUUUGUGGUGCUUAUUGGCAUGCUCAAAGGCUUACGAGAGGUGACUUUCACCCUAUUUGCAGUCAUGAGGCUUUUAAACCAAUCUCAGAACGUACCAUUUCUAGAAUUCCUGGUGCUGUGCAUGAAAAUAAUCGGCAUGAACGAGAUAUCACAGAGAGGUGUAUCAUACAGAUGGGCAAAACAUUGCAGGAUGUUAUCUCAGAUUGGGUUGUGAAGUUGAACAACAGAGAAAUUGAUCGAACAAGGAUGCCACUGAUACACGCCGAGAUGAUUUCUGCUGCAACACAUAUUUGCAAUGAUUGCUUUGACAACUUGGUCUCAUUCCUCUUGUAUUGGUUUCGGAUUUCCAUGCCCAAGCAUCUUUUACCAUCAGAUGCAUCAAAAAGGGAAGAUUGCUGGUAUGGAUAUUCAUGCCGGACCCAGCAUCAUAGUGAGGAUCAUGCUCGUAAGCUAAAUCAUGUUUGCCGUCCAACUAGAGGACCCUUCCUUGGAGAUGACAAUUAGAGCCAGCAAUGAGCUUGGUGGAAACUAUCAUUUUCAGCUCAUAAGCAUAUUGGGUGAUGGGUCAUCCAUCUCAUAGCCCUAUGCAUAUUUUGUUUCAACAUUUUUCUGUAAUAAAUUUGAACCUUUUGACAUUUUCCAAAUGGCUAAUCAAAAGUAGGUUUUCUUUC
This is a messenger RNA of Corylus avellana, 1783 nucleotides long. NCBI's taxonomy places the organism in Eukaryota, Viridiplantae, Streptophyta, Magnoliopsida, Fagales, Betulaceae. The record is from RefSeq and is a predicted model, not a curated record.